Alosa sapidissima (American shad) is the source of this 1459-nucleotide messenger RNA. RefSeq names its product zinc finger, matrin-type 5 (gene zmat5). The record is from RefSeq and is a predicted model, not a curated record. Lineage: Eukaryota; Metazoa; Chordata; Actinopteri; Clupeiformes; Clupeidae. Gene Ontology annotation, cellular component: U12-type spliceosomal complex. Gene Ontology annotation, molecular function: zinc ion binding. Bases 245 to 742 code for a protein of 165 amino acids. The transcript has 5 exons.
AGUGACCUGGAAGUUAUAUGAGCUCAUGUCGGAAAAUGGUUUGUGUCUAACGCCGUGGUCAACAGAAAGAAAAUAAGCGCUAGAUUCUAAGGAAAUUGUGUAAAAUGCUUUUCAUUCAACUUGCCAUAUGUCAUAGAAGGACUUUUAACGUUUGAUGUAGAUCACGUGUUGGUUGAGCCUAACGUCCGUUAUUCGUUAGUGUAAGUAAGUUAGCCUAAUUAACAUUGGCUAACGAGAAGUGACCAUGGGGAAGCGUUACUACUGUGAUUACUGUGACCGAAGUUUUCAGGACAACAUGCAUAACAGGAAAAAACAUUUAAACGGUGUUCAACAUCACAGAGCAAAGAAGGCAUGGUUUGACAAUUUCCGAGACGCUGCAGCCAUUCUUACAGAUGAACAGACAAAGAAACCUUGUAGGAAAUUCCUUCAGACAGGCCAGUGUGUGUUUGGCACAAACUGCCGUUUUUCUCACAUGACUGAGCGAGAAAUUGAACAUUUGAAGAGAUUGGCAGCAGAUCUUUUCACGUUGGCCCAGGUUCAGAUGGCAGGUACCCCAAGGCUGCGUCUGGACGGAGAGGGGCCGUGUCUGAGCCUUCAGUGGGCGAAUGGCUGGCCCGGAGGGAGAAGAGGAGGGCUGCUCUGGGCAGCGGAAGUGUCCUCAGUGACGAGGAAGAUGAGAAGCCCCUGGGUCUGGACCUUCCACAUCACUUCCUCUCCAUCCCAGACCUCCCUCCCUCUUUGAUGCCUCCGCCCCCUAGUGGAUGGACCACCACACUGCAGUCCCAAUGGGGAUGAGCUCCACUCAACUCCACUUCAAUCAACACAUUCAUGCCCUUAGGUGCUGGCAUAUGCAGAGUGUGGUCGGUGGAGCUAGGAUUGCCUGGACCACCGGCUUUUCCCCAAAGUGCACUCAUGAAUGACUCAUAAUGCCAUUUCAUCUCCUCACUGGGCAGAAAAGGAUGAUUGCUGACCAGUCUCCAUGGUUCUUGAGGAAACGUCUGCGUUCUGGCUGUGUCAGUUGUCCUAUAUUUAGACAUUCAGAGUGGGGUGUCUUGGCACGGCAAACCUUUGAGAACCAUCUGAAGCAUGUCUGCUCUGCCUGAUACCCAGGCAAAUGUGAGCUGACCGAGGAUUUGGUCCCUGUGGUUCAUUAAAUGACUUCUGCCAGCUGCCAUCAUCUAUAUUGGUGGUAGUGGAGACGUAUGGAUUUCUAAAAUUUUCUGUGGAACAGCCUCGUAGACACGACCGGCUGUGAGUUUUUACAGAUGCUUAUCUAGAUAACUCUCACGUCUUGAGGAUCUGUGUCACAUUAGCAUUUUGAUUACAUAACAUUUUAUUGACUAGGUUAGACAUUUUGGCAGAAAAUAUGUUCUACUUUUGAUUAAUUAUUCUGUUUUAUAAGUUUUGUACCUUAUGUCUCCUCUGUAUAUUGUGAUUAAAUGACUAUGGAGGAAAUAAA